CUCUGACAACAAAUCGACUCCCCCAUAUUGUUCUAACUAACCCAACUUAGUUGAAUAGGUUUAAUCGGAGAAUAUGUUUUAUUGAGAGGAGAUGUUAGUCCCGUUGGAUAACUAACUGCCUCUUUAGUCCCGUCGGUGACAUUCAGAGCAAUACGAGACAACUCUGGCUGGCUAGCAGCAGCUAACUCCAGCUAGCGUCACUAAACAGCUCAACACGAGAGAGAAGAUGGACUCAAGAGUCACGGCCGCUUCCAAAGGUGAGCCCUUACCUGUGGCCUCGCUGCGCCUCCUGGUGCCGCCCUUCCAGCUCAUGGCCGCCUCCAUGUGGCAGGUCCUGAGGACGCGAGACGUCUUGAACUACUGGAAAGUGGCCGAGUUCGUCUCCACGGUGACGGACGUGGUCCCGGAGCUGCUGCUGCAGCGGCACAGGGCGCAGCUCAGCCUGGGGCUGAGGGCCAGGUAUAUUCUUGAGUUGUGCCGGAGUGACCAGCCGGUGGAGACCGACUUCAUCGUGUCCAUCUUGAACCAGAUUGAACUGCGACACCACGACGAGAUGAAAGAAUCACACGAGGAGGAAGUCGCGGUUCACUUCCUGGACUUGAUCCAGACUCUGCUCAGAGAUCCCCGAGAGAGGCGAGAUUUCUUCUCGGAGGUCUUCCCUGCAGAGUACGGGCCGCGGUACGACAGCGACUUGCAGGCGCUGUUCUCCGAGUUCCUCCGCCGGCUGGCUCAGCUGUUGCCGGUUCCGGACCUCGAGCAGACGGCGUCGUGGCUCGGCGCCGAGCGCUCCGCGCUGGAGGACGUGGUGCGCUCCGUCUCGGCGCCCGCGGACCUGAGCGCGUUGCUGCGGACGCACAAAGACCUCGGGCACCUCGAGCGGCACGUUCCUCCCUCCAGCGCGGGCGCCGGCAUCCUGUCCUCCCUCGCCGCGGCCCCGCCGAGCCGAGCGGCCAAACCCACGGAGCGACCCGGCCAAUCGGAGGACGGCGUCGCUCCGCGAGGCCUCGGCGACGACGCGGCGGUGGAAACCAUCGCGGUGACCGAGUACGUCGAGGUGGAGUUGGACACGAGCGCCGACGUCCGGGAGGCGACGGGACCGGGAAGCGCCGCCGGCGGCGACUCGGCGGCGGCGCUUCCCGAAGAGGUCGCGCGGGGUCGAGCUGCGGGCGGCUCGGCCGACAUCGUGCGCCCAGAAGUCGGCGAGGACGACGCGGCGUCUUCCCGAGGAAAAGCGUCCGCGGGACCUCACGACUGCUCGGACUGCGAGAAGAAGUUCAAGUUCGCCUCGUCGCUCACGGCCCACCGGGUCGUCCACACCGGGGAGCGGCCGCACCGCUGCGGCGACUGCGACCGCCGCUUCUCCUUCCGGCAGUCGCUCGACCGGCACCGGCGCACGCACCGGACCGGGCGCCAGUACGCGGAGGACGGCGUCUACGCGUGCAGCCGGACGUUCAACUGGGAGCCGGCGCUCGCCAGGCACCUGAAGACUCACGGCGAGGAGGAACCCGGCAGCCAGGAGGACGAUGUGGAUGGAGAGCUUCAGAGCAGGGAGCCUGAAGGCACCGUCUCCGAAUGCACCGUCCCUGAAUGCACCGUCCCUGAAUGCACCGUCUCCGAAUGCACCGUCCCUGAAUGCACCGUCUCCGAAUGCACCGUCCCUGAAUGCACCGUCCCCACGGAGGUGGUUUUCCCGGCGAAUGUCCGCACUAGCGGACGCAAGUGCAGACCGACCAUGAAGAUCCAGGUGAUCAUGGCCACCAGACGCAGGAGGGAGGCCACCAAGGCCGACGCUCCAGAGCCGAAGCCUUCCACCCGCGCCGAGCACUCGGACGGCUCGCCCGGCGUCUCCGCGCAGGACGCUGAAGACGAAGGUUCUGCUGCUGCCGAGGCUCCGGCCCGGCCGCCCCCCCGGCCCCCCCCGGGUGAAGAGGGCCGCUUCGGCUGCCCGGACUGCCAGAAGAGCUUCAAGUUCCAGUCCCUGCUGAACGCUCACCGCCGCAUCCACACGGGCGAGCAGCCCUUCCUGUGCGCCCAGUGCGGCCGCCGCUUCUCCUUCAAGCAGUCGCUGGAGAGGCACCGGCACACGCACCGCGGCGGGCGCCGCUACGAGUGCCCGAUCUGCGGCGAGUUCUUCAAGAGCCCGGCGGCUCAGCGGGAGCACCGGGGCGCCCACAUGGAGAACGGAGAGUACCUGUGCUCCCGGUGCGGCCGCGCCUUCGCCUGGAAGUCUGCGCUGGUGAGACACCUGAAGACCCACGGCGAGGACGGCGAGGACGGCGAGGAGGCGGCGGGGGGGGGGCGCCCCCACCGGUGCCCCCGCUGCGCCCUGGGCUUCAGCUGCGCCGGCUACCUCGCCCGCCACCUGCAGACGCACCGGGAGGAGCGGCCGCACGCCUGCGACUGCGGCAAGAGCUUUGCGUGCCGCGCAGCGCUCACCGCGCACCAACGCACCCACGGCAAGGAGCGGCCGCACGCCUGCGCGCAGUGCGGCAAGGGCUUCCUCUACAAGGGCGGCCUGCUGAGCCACAUGCAGGUCCACUCCGAGGAGAAGCCCUUCGCCUGCUCCUUCUGCGCCAAGAGCUUCAAGCGCCAGCGCAACAUGAAGAAGCACGAGCGCUGCCACACGCGCCAGGACGUGUUCGGCUGCUCGCUGUGCGACAAGAGCUUCGUGUACAAGGCCACGCUGACGCGCCACCAGCUCACGCACUCGGGCGAGCGGCCCUUCCUCUGCGCCGACUGCGGGAAGGGCUUCUUCUCCCACGCCGAGCUGCUGAAGCACGAGCGCUUCCACACGGGCCACGCCCCCUUCCAGUGCCCCCACUGCGGGAAGAAGUUCACCCAGUCCUGCUACCUCACCAUCCACCUGCGCUACCACACGGGCGCGCGGCCCUACGCCUGCUCAGAGUGCGACAAGAGCUUCCUCAGCGCCAACCGGCUGAAGAGGCACCAGCGCACGCACUCCGGGGAGAAGCCGUACCUGUGCGCCGAGUGCGGGAAAAGCUUCAGGCAGUCGUACAACAUGAAGGUGCACCAACGCACACACGCCACCAAGAGGAGGUAGUCUGGGGGCAGGACAGGUGAGAGGAACUCCAGGGUCACGAGUUACAUGUGAGGUCGUUAACCUCCUGUGACCUUUGGGCUCAAUUUGACUCCAUUUAGUUUGAAGUCUCUAAAUAAAUGAAUGACAUCAUUUUUGCUUCAUA
Messenger RNA from Pseudoliparis swirei, 3203 nucleotides. Its product is annotated as zinc finger protein 14-like. Bases 227 to 3061 code for a protein of 944 amino acids. NCBI's taxonomy places the organism in Eukaryota, Metazoa, Chordata, Actinopteri, Perciformes, Liparidae. The record is from RefSeq and is a predicted model, not a curated record. The transcript has 9 exons.